Paramuricea clavata is the source of this 6425-nucleotide messenger RNA. The record is from the annotation of a GenBank genome assembly. Lineage: Eukaryota; Metazoa; Cnidaria; Anthozoa; Malacalcyonacea; Plexauridae.
AUGAGUGAGCUAUUGAGAACAGCUUGUGAAGAAGCAAGGCAGGGGAAUGCUAGUAUUAAGCAACAAGUGAGAGAUAUUGGAAAUAAAUUUUUGAACAAUGUUGAAAUAAGUGCACAAGAAGCAGCUUACAUAGUGCUGCAACUUCCAAUGAGGAAAUCGUCUCGCCAAGUUGUAUUUAUCAACACUUUACCUCCUGAAGACAGAGUUCAGUUGCUUAAACCAAUGCAAGAAAUUAAUGAUAUGGAAGAUGAUCCUGAUGAGAUCUAUGCAUCUGGGCUAAUAAAGCGUUACACAAAACGACCAGCCAAACUCGAAAAUUUGUCGCUGGCUGAUUGGGCAGCAUGGUACGACGCUUGUGGUAAGCCAUACAUCAAACCAUCUUGUCAACUAGAUAUUGAUAACUAUCCACUUGAGACAAAUUUGGAUAAUAAUGAUGAUUAUGAGGAAAAAGAAAGUGAAACAAAGAAUAAAAAAAGAGCUAAAGCCAGAAUUAUCCGAAGUGUCUGUUUUAACAAGGAUGUUGAUUCUGAGAAGCAUUACCGUGAGCUAAUUAUGUUAUUCACAUCAUGGAGAAACGAAACAACUGACUUAAUUAAAGAUUGUUCCUCCUACCAAGAGCACUAUUUACGACUUAAAAACACAAUUGAUGAGCAAAUGAAACAAUAUGCUAUUUGUAGUGAAGACCUGGAUGACAUUCAAGAUCAGCUUCAUAAUAUGGAUCAUAAUGAUGAUAAUCAUGACCUUGUUGCCCCAGGAACGCAAAACGUUGAACGUCAAGACGAAUCUGAAGGUACGCAAGACCUUCAUCCAGAAUUGAAUGCUAACUAUGACCUAUCUGGUGAUCUUGGAAUUCCUUCAACUGCAUCAAAUACUGAACAGCUUAUAUUACAUGAAGAACAGGAUGAUGUUUACAGAAGUAUGGUGCAAAAACUCAACAAAGAACAGAAGGAAUUUUUCUAUCAUCUGUUGCAUCUUAUCAAAAUAUCUCAGAAACCAUUCUACUGUUUCCUCAGUGGAGGAGCGGGAGUUGGCAAGUCCCAUCUCACCAAGUGUCUUUAUCAAGCAGCACUGAAGUUUUAUAACACAAGAGCAGGUGAUGAUUUCCAUCAAGUAAAAAUAUUAAUGCUUGCUCCAACUGGCAAAGCAGCUUUCAACAUUAAAGGUAACACAAUUCAUAAUGCACUUGCAAUACCAGCAUGUCAAUCCUUAAAGAACUACAUACCACUUGACUCGAGCAGGCUAAACAGUUUAAGAUGUCGGCUUGGUGGUUUAAAACUUAUAUUUUUAGAUGAGAUCUCAAUGGUUGGUAGUACAAUGUUUAAUGUUCAAAUAAAUAAUAGACUGAAAGAUAUUAAAGGAAGUAAAGAUGACUUUGGCGGUGUAAGCAUAGUGGCAAUUGGUGAUCUAUUUCAACUAGAACCUGUAAUGGAUAGGUACAUAUUUAAAAAUCUAGAUAAUUCGGAAUAUGCAAUUCUUGCUCUCAAUAAAUGGCAAGAUUACUUUAAUAUGUUUGAACUCCAAGAAAUAAUGAGGCAGAGAGAGAGCAAAGUAUUUGCUGAAAUACUAAACAGGCUGAGGGAAGGCAAACAUACCAAGAAUGACAUUUUAAAACUCAAAGAAAGAUUAAUCAAAGAAAAUAGCAUGCAGGAGCCAAUGGAUGUGCCUCAUUUAUUCAUACAAAAUCAGAAGGUAAAUGAAUUUAAUAAAAGGGUUCAUAAUGCAGCAACUGGCGAAAAGUUUUCCAUUAAAGCAGUAGACAGUGUCAUAGGAGCAAACUCUGCUCAGCUUCGAGAUAAAAUUUUGAGUCAAAUACCAGAUGACCCAAGGAAAACAAAGCAAAUUGCUUCAAACCUUCAACUGUCAGUUGGAGAAAGAACUGAGAUAGCAUUAAAUGUACGUACUGAUGAUGGCAUGACUAAUGGUGCCAGUAAUGUUGUUAAGAAGAUACAACUUAACCAGAGAGAUAAACCAUCAGGAGUAAUAUGGGUACAGUUUGACCAUUCAGAUGUUGGUGAGAAAACCAGACAUGAAAAUAGAAAUCUUUAUGUUCAAGGUAUUGACUCAACAUGGACUCCAAUAAAACCAAUCACUACUCAAUUUCGUAUUGGCAGGAAUCAAACAGCACAAGUUGUAAGAAAACAGUUUCCACUAAGACCUGCUGCGGCUAAGACAAUUCAUCGUUCACAAGGAGACACAGAACAAAACAUUGUUGUCAAUUUUACUACAAGAAGAGCCAUACCUCAUAUACAUUAUGUUGGUUUAAGCAGGGUAACAACCAUUGAAGGUUUAUUUAUCACUGAUCUUUGUGAAGAAAAGAUAGCUGUCAAUCCUCAUGUUGCAGCUGAAAUGGAAAUGUUAAGGAAAGAACGUGCACUGAAACUUAGUGUCACUCCUAUUUAUCAGAUAAAUCAAGUCUCUUUUAAAUUAUGCUAUCUGAACACUCGAUCAUUGCACAAACAUAUUGAUGAUGUUCGACAUGAGCUAAAUUUUACAAACACUGACAUCAAUAUAUUCUCAGAAACACGAAUUAUGACCUCAGAUGAUAAUAUUAUGUAUGAAAUUGAUGGUUAUACUUUGUUCAGGAAUGAUGGUCACUGUUCAACAUCCAGACCAUUUGGUGGAAUGGCAGUUUUUAGCAGAGUUGAAUUUUUGCCUGGAUAUCCACGUUGUCGUAAUAUUAACGGCAUUGAGAUAACUAUUAUGAAAGUAAUGAUUCUUCCACAUGUUACCAUUAUAGGUAUAUAUCGAUCACCCAGAAUUCCAGUUCAGCAGCUGUUAGCAGCCUUAAGUGAGGUUUUGAUGUUAUCUACUUCUCAAUUUAACAUUUUCAUGGGUGACUUUAAUGUAAAUUGGUUGGAUGAAGUCAACAAAAGUCCUUUAUAUAAUUUCUUUAUUAACGAAAAUAACUACAGACAAUUGGUAGACAGUUUCACCACAGAUAAUAAGACGUUAAUAGAUCAUAUCUAUACAAAUCUACCAGAAUCACAAGCUAAGUCACACAUAUUAGAAACUUAUUUCUCUGAUCAUAAAGCAGUGUGUGCAUUGAUUAAUUGCUUCCAUUGAACUAAAGCUUAGUAGCUACAUUUUACCAAAUGUCUUGCCUCGGCUAGCAAUAAAACUGAGUUGCACUAUUAAGAGUUUAAAAACUUGGAGGGGGUGCUACUGCCUUCCCCGUUGUCCACAUUAUGUCUACCACUGAAUGUCAAUAGCAAGAACACCAGGUAAGUAAUUUUGCGUCCCCCACCCCCUCCCUCUUGCUGUAUUAUUGCAUGUUCUAUCACACUACUAAUUAUUUCACUCUAAGUUCUAACAUGAACAUUUUGGAUUUAUAGAUGAAUCAUGGAUGAACUGCAUAAUGGCCGGAUACCUUUGUCACAACUACGGCUGUACACCCUACUCGCAGAACAAUCUUAGUUUAAACUCAUUGGUACAGUACAUGUAUAUUUCCAAAAGAAGAUGUAAACAUCACAGCACGCAUGCUUUGUAAUGAGAUCCUUCCAAUGGCACACAAUGUACAAAUCUGAACAUAUUAUUCCAUAUAUCGAAUUAUUUUCGAUUUAAGAACUAUGGAUUGCACUCCUGAUUUUCAACCUUGUCAACUUUUGUUAAUGAUGAAUGGCCUCCAAUGUAUGACCUACUGUAUUGGCUACUACAAUUACUUGGAAUAAACACUUCAUUUGUGUUCCAUCAACCCUGGCAAUCACAUUCCUAAAUUAUAAUACUACCAUCAUAAUCUUGAUGUAAUCUAUCAACAACAUGGUUAAAAGGAUAUUUAAAACUGUCUGAGUGUCUAUUGGUAACACCUCAAUCCUCAUUGAAAUACCUGAUUAUAGUAUGUUAUUAACUAUCAAGAAGAUUAUGAAUCUAACACAUUUCAGCAACAACAUCAAGAAAUUGGAGAUUAAUAUCUUCGUUAUGUUAUGGAAUUGGUUUCUGCAAGUGGAGUUUAUAUCAGCCAUUUCAUGUUGUCAUCCGGCAUGUUGUAAAUCCAACCUCAUUUGACAAUUAAUAAUAAAACCUUGUUCAACUGUGUAUAAAAUAUGUUAAUUUGAGGGAUUAAAAAAAAUUAUUUUCAUUUUUGCGUCCAUUAUGCUCGGCAUUAAUUUUCAUUUUAAGUUUAAAAUAUAUUGACUUAAACAUCAAUUUCUUAUUCCUUUAAAGUUACAAGUUAAAUAAAUGCAUUUUGUAUGUCUGUAUAUGUAGAACUUAAAAAUACUUUGAGACCAAACUAGACCUUGUAGAAAUUAGGAUAUUAUUUCUUCAUUGCAAGUGGAUCUGUGCCAUGAGCAGAUACAUGCACGCUUUGCGUGCCUAUUUUUUUUUAUCUUAACACUCCAUGUAGCUAUCAAUAACCAUCCAUGAGUACUGACCAUGCAGUACUUGCAACAAUAAUACAAUCUCCCUACUCUAUAAUUUUACAAGAGUGUUACAGGUCUAAGGGUUGGGUGGAACCAUAUAUAUGGUCCUUGAACUAAGGCUUGCCUGUACAAGUUAAAACUAUCACAGACUUUGUCUCAAUUUUGUGGAAAUGAAUCUCCAAUUAAUUUUCACAUCUGGGGCUCUGGCAGUGCCGUAGCUAGAAUUUAUAGUUGGGGGGGGGGGGUAGGCUAAAAAUUUCCGAAUGACGAAGAAAAUUUCCGAAUAUUCCAAAAUUCUUGGCGAAUUCCUCCCCAAAUUUUCAUACCCACACAGAGUUAAUUAAAUGACCAAAUUCCUACAGGAGGAAGAUAUGUUGUGUAUUAAUGUAUGCAUUUCGUUCUGUUCAGAGAAAAACAAAUGACUUGGAAGAUGAAGACGAUGAUUAUGUGAGUGUAAUUACUGUAUAUGGUGUCAAAUCUCCACCAAAAUUCAUGUUCACGUCUUCAACAUUAUUGUAUUUUCAACAUCAACGUUUGUAUUUGCAACAUCAACAUUUGUAUUUGCAACAUCACUGUUCCCAUUUUCAACAUCAAUGUUCGCAUUUUCAACAUCAAUGUUCGCAUUUUCAACAUCAACAUUUGUGUAUCAUCAUUACUAUAAACUUGAAUUUUGGCGGAUUAGCAUGGCGUCAAAUCUCUGCCAAAAUCUAUGUUCAUAUUUUCAACAUCGAUGUUUGCGUUUUAAACAUCAAUGUUCUUAUUUUCAACAUCAAUGUUUGCGUUUUUCACAACAUUGUUUGCAUUCUCAAUGAAAUGAAUGAAUUUAAAACCCAAAAUUAAUUUGUAUUUGCGCUUCUGGGUGAAUCCUAUUCCAAAUGAGGUUCUGUGUGAACAACUCUGCUGCAACUAGCAGAAAGAUUAAACACUUUGCAGAAGAAUGCUCAACAUAGAGGUAAACUGUUUGUCUUCAUCAAUAAUUCAUAUUGCAUCUCAUGUGUUAUUCAAAUUUGUAUAUAAAUGUUUUCAUCCUGAUAAAACAAAAAUAUGCUAAUUCUGUUCAAACGAAAUAUGACUUAAGUUCAACCACAGUUAAUAACUGUGGUUCAGCACGUCAAUGUUAUAUUUGUUGAAAAAAAGCUAAACCUACAACAAACAUGUGUUAAUUGUUAUGAACUGCGGGAGGGUAUAGGGUAUGUUUUUUAAAUGUAAUAGCCCAUGGUAGAUUUGUAGUCAAAUUAUUUUGUGAAAGACUUAUAAUGUAAAUUUCUGUAAUUGGGAUGCUUGCCUUGACAUGUUAGAUUGUAAUUAUAUUACAAUAAUUAAACUAUCCAAAAUUUGGGGUAGGGUAUUUGUUGAAAAGGUACUAUACCAUCAAUUUCAUGUAACUACUGUAUAGGACAUAGGUUCACCAAACUUCAGGGAGUGCCAAGUGUUUUAAAAUUUUUCAAUUAGUUCCUGCCUAUUAAUUUUUCAAUUUAAAAUUUGUUUCUUAUCUAUAUUUUAGACACAGCAAAAAUGUGCCAUCUACAUUCACCACACAAGAAUCGGUAUUACCAACACCAGUUCCAUCAGCUAUUUCAGUGUGUGCUCCUGCAUCUGUGCCUGUUGCAUCCCAUUGGAGUGUCACAGAACAUAGAAAUUUGUUUAAUUAUGCUCCUGCAAGAACAAAGUCCAAUAAAGGGGAAAAAACAGAAAGUUGCUACCUGUUCCCUUAAGUCCAUGUGCAUGGGAAAAUGUAAUGAUGAAAAACCACCUACAACAGUUAGAGACAGGACUGUGCAAAGCAAUGCAGGUCUUGGUGAUGCUGUUCUUUCUUUUAAUCUGGAUGGAGAAAGUGCACACUGCCAUGACAAAUUGAUCCAAAAAUUUCAUAAAUUGGCAACUUGUGGAUAUCAACUGUUCCUAUAUCACCAUGGAGGGGAGGAGUCAAUCCUGUGUCCCACCAUAUGCACAAAGGAAAUUAAGAGGAUCCGACCCCAACAAAAAGAUAUUCGAGCAGAUAAUGAGGAGCAAGAAGAAGAUAUUCCAAUUGUACAUGUGGACUAUGUAAGUCAUUUUAAAAUAUAA